This is a messenger RNA of Ectocarpus sp. CCAP 1310/34, 1044 nucleotides long. The record is from the annotation of a GenBank genome assembly. NCBI's taxonomy places the organism in Eukaryota, Phaeophyceae, Ectocarpales, Ectocarpaceae.
GCUGCUGGCCUGCCUGCCUCUCUCUCCCUCCCUCUCUGCUUGGAUCGUGAUGGGCGCGCUCUCAUGCCUCCCAAUCCCCGCACAAUCCAGCUAUGGAGGAGGUGUCUGAGGUGCUGCAGGGCAAUGGAGGGAGCUAUGGGCAACUACUACCACGGCUUCGCCAGGGAACAUAUCGUGGCCCAUCGAGAGGAGGACGACGCAGAGCGCGUCGAACACUUGCUAGACAAGGGCGAGCAGAACCUUAGGUUCGUCCUGCGAAAAUACCGGAUGACCGAACCAAGGCCGCCAGAAUCGUUGGGAACACCCGAGAGAACAAGGACCAAGAAGACGCGGCGGCGGCAAGCGGCAGCGAAGCAGAGAGCGGCAGGUCGGCAGGAGGCCGAAGGGGCGGCGGGGUGGGGUAACGACAGCAGCACUUGGACUCCUGGCCGAUGACGAUUAUUCAACAGCGGCAGUGGUGGCUUGACAACGAAGCAGGCUCACGGCUGUUUUAGUCUGUAGGAGCAGAAGGGAAACAAAUAGUCGAGUAGUAAUGAGGUAGCAAGGUAAAGGCUACUCUGCAUUACACUCAGGUGCAUGCGAUAUGAAUUCGGACAUUUUCCCGUACGUAUUCGUACACAUCUCAUCAUGUACAUUUAUUUCAAGACACGGAGGGAGGUAUACCACUAGGCACGAGAACACUCCGGGGCGAGGACUCCGGAAAAUGUUUGAUGUCAAUGUUGAUGUUUUCUACACGGAUUUCUUAACCCUCUGAGUACUGGAAGCAUGAAUGGGGACACUUUGGGGACACAGCACUCAAAUGCCUAUUUUCCGCAUCUUAGUCACCCUAUUUCGUGCCGUGUAAACGCACGUGAGAACCUUAGGUCCAUCGUGCUUGGCUGAGGCGGUACGCUGUGUGAUAUGCUGUGUGAUGCCCCUCCUCGGCCUCUGGCUUGCUGCACACCAGUCUCCCAAGCCGCGUGUCCCCUAGGUGGUAAAACUGUUCUUUGCCUGGUACUGUAAAACUUGCUGACUUGGCUCCAGUGCGAAAAAUGUCCCCACGUU